UUCUCAUCUUCCUUCCUUCCUUCCUCCCUCCCCUCUCCUCUCCCUCCUACUUUGUCUUUGUGGUGCAACGAAUAAAAAGUUAGAGAGAGAAAGUAAAUUGUGCAGUGCAGUCCCCUAAGGCGAUAGAGAGAGAAAGUGAAGCAGGCCGAAGCCAAGCAGCAGCUCUGAGCCCGGCGUUGCACUGAGAAGAAAGGAGAAGAAGUAUUCAAUAGAGGGGGAGAGAUCGUCAGAGGUUUUUCCUGUGUCCGUCUGCGCUUCUUCUCCUUCUCCUUCGUUGCUCCUCCUCCUUCUCGUCCUUCUUCGUCGUCAUCGGUCGAAUCCGUGCGAGACCGGUGAGGAAUUUCUUACUGUUUGCGGCGGUCUUCGUCUCUGAUCUCCGACGUGCAAGGAAGAAGAGAAGGCAUAUGAGGAUCAGGAAGAGACAAGUCCCGCUUCCGCUCUCGUCUCUCUCGCCGGUUCCCCUCUCAUCGCUGUCACUCUCAGAUCCCUUCUCCCACUCCAGCUCCGAUGGCCUGUCCCAGCUCCCGCCAGUGCAACUCCUCCUCCACCCCACUGCUCCCGCCACCGCCGAUGAUAUCGACAAGAAUUCCAAGCCAUCCGAUCAGGCGCCCAAUCGGGCCCCGAUCAGCGUCUCCAGGGCCAUGGAUGAACCCGAGAUGGUGAUCAAUGGAGAGGAGAAGCUCAUCCCCAAUGAUUCCAGUGUUUCGACGACUCCUAUGAACCUCGGUGGGUCUACAAAGGUACUUCACCAGUCGGGCACUUUGCAUUCAGGUGGGGGGUGGAGUGGGGGAACAAGCAGUGCAUUUCUUCCGCAGAAGAAAAGAAGAAAUCAGAAUGAUGAUGACGAAGAGGAAGGAGGAGGAAGAGAUGAAAUCAAGAAUGCGGUCAAGAAUAUUUCGUGCACGAGCAGGAGCAUUGUAAGGAAGAGGGGAAGAGGGGGUGGUGCUGGGGCGGUCCUGGAGGGGUCGAGGUGCAGCAGAGUAAACGGCCGGGGAUGGCGGUGCUGUCAGCCCACCCUGGUGGGUUAUUCCCUCUGCGAGCAUCACUUGGGCAAGGGGCGGCUCCGGAGCAUGACAAACGUGCGCAGCCGCCACCAGAACAAGCCACCAACAGCACCGGUGCUGCUGGGAUCAUCCCAAGCCACACUGAAAGAGCCAAAAGACAAAGAAGACGAAGAUCUAAUUAUCGAUGAGAAAAAGAUCAAGAAGGGGGCGAAGCUCGGGGUGGUCAAAGCCCGAUCCAUGAGCAGUCUUCUCGGACAAGGUAACGAUAGUACUGCCAACACUAGUAGUGCAACUCCGACAACAGCUGCUAUAGGAGCCAUGGGAUCCAACAACGUUGAAAUUGAGAGCACUGAAGCAUGAAAUGCUUGGUACUAAAUUUCAGACUCUUGAAUUCGGAGAGAAAGUUUCCUUAUGGACCGGGUGCAUGUGAUUUACCGACGCAACACAGAUACUGUGACCGGACAACGGCAGGCGUCCGUCAUAUUAGACUAGGAAGUAUAUACGCGUAAAAUAUUGUCCCAAUCCCUCGUGUGACACGAGAUUGGAGGCUGCCCUCCCUAGCUAAGAUAUUUUAUUGUGAAUGUUAAUAUAGAGAAGGCCAAGGUUAUGGCCAAAAAGUGUGACGUGUUUAUAUGUUUGGAUUUCAUUUUCGUUUUUUUCCUUAGUACGCUUAUGAUGAUUAGUUUUGCUGUUUGUGUUUCAUUCUAUGUCUUGCUUGGGAUUCUUGAAACACUAUGAUAAAGUGCGCUUUUUUCUUUUUCUUUUUCUUUUUCUUUUUUUCUUUUGUGUGGUAAAUGACAAAGUAUGUCGUUUUUGUUA
Molecule: messenger RNA, 1823 nt
Organism: Punica granatum (pomegranate)
Lineage: Eukaryota; Viridiplantae; Streptophyta; Magnoliopsida; Myrtales; Lythraceae
Source: RefSeq, a predicted model, not a curated record